ACCAUUUUAGGAAGCCUUUUCCUCAUUGGUUUGGCCGGAAAGGCAAGGAAUGUGUUUACAUUUGUGAAAGCCAGAAGCUGUUGAACUCUGCUCUAUAUCACUGCAGUCCUCCACGGAUUUAUGUUCUCUUACAGAAUAAGACUUGUUUAUUCUAGAGAAAAGUGUACGGUUUUGUCCGCUGACCGCAUGUGAUCUUCUAAUACAUGCCUUAAGAGUAAAGACUUAUACUCAGGGUUUCUACAGCUACUGUACGCAUUACCAGAGAGUUCAGUGAGGGUUUCCACCAUGUUGGAGGCGUUAGUCUGUCUGGUGGGACAGUGGAUCGAUACCAAGGGGGUCCUCCUGUUCCUCUUGGUUCUGUUGGUGACCAAGUACAUCCAUGAUCUGCCUCCUAAGAACUACCCACCAGGCCCCUUCCCCCUGCCUUUUGUUGGGAAUAUGCUGAAUAUCAGCAUCAAGGACUACAUAGGCUCCUUUAAAAAGUUUGUAGAGAGCUACGGGGAUGUGACUACACUAGACCUGGGUGGAGGGAACCGCUGUGUGCUCCUCUCAGGUCUCCGAGGCUUUAAGGAAGCCUUUGUGGAUCAGGCCGACACCUUCACCGAUAGGCCAUCUUACCCCCUGAACGACAGGAUAAGCAGAGGCUUGGGCCUGAUCUCCUCUAACGGUCACAUGUGGCGGCAGCAGAGGCGCUUUGCCGUGUCCACGCUCAAAUACUUUGGAGUGGGAAAGAAGACCCUGGAGACCUCCAUCCUGCAGGAGAGCCACUUCCUGUGUGAUGUCUACUUGGCAGAGAGAGGCCUGCCCUUUAACCCUGAAGACGUCACCAACAAUGCAGUGGCCAACAUCCUGUGCACCCUGGUGUUUGGUUGUAGGUUUGAAUACAAUGACCACCACUUCCACCACAUGCUGAAAUGCUCCGAGGACGUUUUCCAGCUGCCUGCUACCUUCUGUGGACGGAUGUAUAAUCAGUUUCCCACACUGCUGCACUAUUUGCCUGGGAAGCACCAAUCAGCCUUCAUCAACCUUGGUACCAUAAAGCAGUUUAUCAGAGAGGAAGUAGAGAAACAUAAAGAGGACAGGAACCCAUCCAACCCCAGAGACUACAUAGACUGUUACCUGGAAGAGAUAGAGAAGAAUCAGGAUGGGGCGGCUGGCUUCACUGAGGAGAACCUGCUGCACUGCGUGGUGGAUCUGUUUGGGGCCGGGACAGAAACAACGUCCAACACCCUUCUCUGGGCAAUGCUGUACAUGGCCAAGUACCCCGACAUUCAAAAGAAGGUGCAAGCGGAGAUCGAUGAGGUCAUAGGUUCGGCACGCCAGCCCUCAAUGGACGACCGAGCCAACAUGCCGUAUACCUAUGCUGUGAUCCAUGAGAUCCAGAGGUUUGGGAACAUUGUCCCCUUAACGCCUCCCAGAGUGGCCAAUAAGGACACCACCGUGGCGGGGUAUCUAGUGCCCAAGGGAAUGAUGGUGUUUCCAAUGUUAAAACCAAUCCUACAGGACAGAAAUGAGUAUGCAACCCCUGAUCUGUUCAAUCCUGGACAUUUCCUGGAUAAAAAUGGAAAAUUUGUCAAAAAAGACAAUUUUAUCCCAUUUUCUAUAGGUAAGAGGAUGUGUCCAGGGGAGCAGCUGGCCAGGAUGGAGCUGUUUCUGUUCUUCACCUUUCUGCUCCAGAGGUUCACCUUCACACCUCCACAGGGCUGGGAGCUGGGCCUGGAGGGCCAGGUGGGCAUCACCAGUAGACCAAAGCCCUUCAAAAUCUGUGCCUUGCCUCGAUGAGACACCUUGGGUGAAUCUCUAUUGUAUUUUGUUGAUUCCUUGUCUUCUGUCCCCUUGCCUCCUUCUCAAAAUACAUUGGAGGAGAAGAUCUGAGGGGAGGAACCUCAGAUCUUUUGCUCCAAUGUGCCUUGAGAAGGAGACGAGGAGGGAGGAUGUGAGGAAUCAAGGAAAUACGAUUGAUAUGAAUUCCUUGUGCUUUGUGUAGGACUAGGCCCUGCAUGAACUGGUUGAUGAAGGUGAAUAGCAUUGUUUGUCAAACCUGAAUUCCAGCAUACAGCUGGUGCAUCAUGACGUUGAUAUUGUAAGAGUGGUGUAUUAGAAUUGCAUUCAAAUUCUUUCUUAAUUUUCUUUUACUGGAAAUGAUAUUUUUGGAAGACAUUGUACACAAAAUGUGUUUACUUUACUUAUUUACUUUCCUGAAAACAAAACACAGCAAUUUUUUUUUGCUUGAACAUACUCUGCUCCUGUAAGGUGCCAGGUAAAGUCAAAAUAGCACCUCGACGAUAUAUAAUCAGAGUUCAGAAUAUAGUUCAAAGGUCAGUCAAGGCAAGUCCUUUUUAUCUAUACUUAGCUUAAUCAUACUUAUUUCAUAUCUUCUGCAAUACUGUAUAUCUCAAAUGAACACAUGAAUGAAAAGCAGUCUCUCCAUUUCAUAAAUCAACAAUAACAAUAAAAAUAAUCCCAUUCAUUCA
This is a messenger RNA of Salmo salar (Atlantic salmon), 2474 nucleotides long. RefSeq names its product cytochrome P450 2J4. Gene Ontology annotation, cellular component: cytoplasm; intracellular membrane-bounded organelle. Gene Ontology annotation, molecular function: iron ion binding; oxidoreductase activity, acting on paired donors, with incorporation or reduction of molecular oxygen, reduced flavin or flavoprotein as one donor, and incorporation of one atom of oxygen; heme binding. The record is from RefSeq and is a predicted model, not a curated record. NCBI's taxonomy places the organism in Eukaryota, Metazoa, Chordata, Actinopteri, Salmoniformes, Salmonidae. Gene Ontology annotation, biological process: xenobiotic metabolic process.